GCCGUCACUCCGUCAGUCGAGUCGCCGACGGCGAGCCCGAUGCUUGCGUGAAUGAUCUUCGUUCGGCGGCGUGCGUUUUCGCGAAAAAAAACAUAACUAAAUAUUCCUCACGUGCGUUACAAGCUCGAGUGCGCGAGUAUCGCGUCUUUUCUCGGUGUCGUUCAGUGAGUUUUAGCUUAGUAAAAAGCGAACCAAUGAAAAAUUAAAGAAACGUUUGUUGUGCCGGAUACGCUGAAAAACUUUAACGACGAAGAAAAAACCCGUUUCCGCCUCCGCUCAGAGCCACCGUGUGACGAAAUUUGACAGCUGAUUGAACGCGGCGGGAGGCACUGAUUGGUGGGAGGAUUUGGCAGGAGCGAAGGAAGCAACAACGGGUGGAAUGGGUAUACCGGCGCCUCGGACGCUUCGAGUCGAGUAUGCGAGGAGACGGGGUAGCGACGAAGGGACCGAUCCGCGAGAGCACCGGUGCCCACCCCUCCUCAUCGCUCUUCACCGUCAUACUCCUCCCGCUGUUGUAGAUGACGAAAACUGUCGGAAGCUAAGCUUUUCCGAGGCAUGACUCAUCCGGGCGAGCGCCGAUCGAGCAGCUGACGACACGCUAGUGCGACAAUGAAGACGUCUGAGCCACUAUCGGCAGGCGGCAGUCCGGCGCUGCUUCACCGUUCUCUCCUCACCUCGCACUUUGUGUUACGUUCCACGACCCUCGAGCAGGACGCGGAGGCUCGGGGGCCCCCGAGCCCCCCAUCCUCUUGCUACACGACCUCCGCGGCUGUUCGCUUUCACACCCUCGAUAUGGACCAAAAGUCACUCAGGUACAGCGGGUCCGGUGGGCGACUGACGGCACCGAGAAUGUCGCUUCUGGGACGCCCGAUAAACUACAGGGCAACGCGUCGGGACGCUCGCUAUCGGAGGAUUCAGACGAGCUUCUAUAAUUUUCUUGAACGACCCCGAGGCGUUUACGCCAUCAGUUACCACAUGAUCGUAUUUUGUAUGGUCUUUACGUGCUUGGUACUCUCGGUGUUCAGUACGAUCGACGAGUACGAGAAAGAAGCCGGGCUGCUGCUCUACUACAUGGAACUCGUCGUCGUCGUUUGGUUUAGCCUCGAAUUUUGUUUCAGACUCUGGUCUUCCGGGUGUCGAUCGCGUUACCAGACGGCCGUUGGUCGACUCAAGUUCCUGCGGAGGCCGUUCUGCAUAAUAGACGUAAUAACGAUCCUGGCGAGCAUCGUGGUCCUGGCGAUGAGAAGCAGCGGCCAAGUGUUCGCGGCGAGCGCUCUUCGGGGGCUUCGCUUCUUCCAGAUUCUUCGCAUGGUCAGGAUGGACCGUCGGGGCGGAACGUGGAAACUGCUCGGGAGCGUCGUCUACGCCCAUCGUCAGGAACUCAUCACGACUCUGUACAUCGGAUUCCUCGGUCUCAUAUUCGCGAGCUUCCUGGUUUACCUCGCGGAGAGGGACGACGAGCACUUCAAUAACUUCGCGAAGGCCCUCUGGUGGGGCGUGAUCACACUCUGCACCGUUGGAUACGGGGACGCGGUGCCGAAAACCUGGCAGGGCAAGGUCAUCGCUUCCUUCUGCGCUCUCCUCGGAAUAUCUUUUUUCGCUCUACCAGCGGGGAUUCUUGGCUCCGGAUUCGCCCUCAAGGUCCAACAGCAACAGAGGCAAAAGCACAUGAUCCGCAGACGACAGCCAGCGGCCAGCCUCAUUCAAGCGCUCUGGCGAUGUUACGCCGCCGACGAGCACAGCCUCAGCGUAGCUACGUGGAAAAUCCACCAGAUCCCACUCUCCAGCCCGCCGAGUCGCGCCUCUUCCAGCUUCAAGCACAACGCCUCUUUCGUUAGUCGGUUGCCAACCAUAAGACGCCACAAAAGUACCUCGCUCCACAGCCCGAGCGCCCACAAAAUGACCCAUCAAAAUUACCACCGUCCCGCUGCCUCCAGGGCCGGCUUCGCCGAUCUCAUUGCUUCGGCCGAAAAUUUAGGUGGAUCGAACAACAACCACGGCAAUUGCAACGACGUCAACGACACGACGGCGAUAGCAACGAAGAAUUUAAACGCUAGUUAUUCGGAGGAUUCCGUCGCGGAGACAGCCUUGUCGAAAAAAAAUUCCGACGACGAGGACGAAGAGCCCCGAUGUGUUCACCUCACUACCAAACACAAAACGGCAAUCAGAGCUAUUCGGAAGAUGAAGUACUUCGUGGCAAGACGCAAAUUCAAAGAGGCUCUCAAGCCGUAUGACGUUAAAGACGUGAUCGAGCAGUACAGCGCGGGCCACGUCGACCUCAUCAGCCGGGUCAAAAAUAUACAAAAUAGAUUAGAUCAAAUACUGGGUAAACAAGGCUCAAAGGCGAGAGACGUUUACGCAUCGAAAGUCAGUCUCGCGUCGAGGGUCGUGAAAGUCGAGAGGCAGGUCGGAGACAUCGAGACCAAAUUGGACCAACUUAUACAAUUAUACAUGGAGGAUCGUAAGAGAGUGUUGACGUUGCCUCUGGCCUGCUGCAACGACGAGAGCGGCGUCGACGCCGCCGGAAACGACGAGGACGAGGAUCCGGACGAGGCGAGGAGCAUGGGAGUGGCUCAAAGUUCGACGAGCAACGAAGACGCUACGAGCUGUGCCGCGACGACGACCGUGCUCAAGCCGAUCCUCGUCGACAAACAACUGUCCGAGCCGAGUUCACCGACCUCCAAAAGUUGCCGGGACGUCAAAUCCUCCAAGCCGAGACAAAUCCAUCGGGGCCAUUCGGACCUGGGGAGUCGAGUGAAGAAAAGAGUCACUCUCAGCUCCGUAUGCCCCCAAAUGGUUAAUCUCGACGAGAUUACUUGCCCGAUGGGAAGGAGAAUGAAAUCUGUGACGACCUCACCGAGAGACGACGGCGUCGUCAUCGUGGUGCCGAAUUUUCCCGAUGUCAGACUCCUCGGAUCGUCGGACACCGGACUCGGAAGCACCAACGGCGACAUGCUCGAUAAAUCCGCAGUAACGGUCGAUUGCGAGCCUGAAAAUUCGGCUCUUUCGAAGGAAGAGGAGACGGAGACGGUCCAGUCGCCGAGGGAGGACGAGGAGACAUCGAGUGAGAAGGUGGCCCUGCUGAGUGCGAUCGAUAGGAUGCGGCCAUCGGUAGCGCCGAGCUCGAGCGGCACAACGACGGUAGCGGCUACGCAUUUAGAUUAUAAAAUAAUCCAAUAGCGAAUGGUUCGGGGGUUUAAUCUUCGGACCGCGUAGCCCCGACGCUGCUUCUAGACUUCUCUUUCUCACUCUCACUUUCUCCCUUUUGCCAAAUUUUUUAUACUUGUAGAGAAGAGUGAAAAAACGAACGAACAACAACAACAACAAACAGAAAAAUAUUGCAACCUCAUCUGGUCGAACUGUGUCGCACAACGACGCGAAACUAGCAAAAAUAUCCACGCGAUAUAAUCCCAAAACCGAAAUGAGACAAAGGCACUCGCACUUGGCUGCAUGCGAUAAAAAAAGCAAGCAGCGAAUGUUCAUUGAAACAGAAGAAAAAGAAAACACUCAAAACGACUCGAGGCAAUAAUGACAAAGCAUUCAAUUAUUAAACCAACAAAUCGACCACUUUGAAUAUAUGAUUAUUCAAUAAAAUUUUGAUAGGAUACAUCUAUAUAUAUAUAUAUAUACAUAAAUAUAUUAUAUACACAGACACAUAGAAACGAUCUAGAAAGACGACAGUAUUUUUUGAUCUAGAAAGACGAUACGGCGCGAGUCGAUCGAGUUUUUCCGUCGGCCGCGAGCGCCCGAUCGGGAAGGCUCGAUGACAAUUGCACCAUUUUUAGGGCACAAGGCUUUCCGCGGGCUUGCUCUAAGCCAUUGAACAUUUUGUAAAUAAACUUGACGAGAUCGAUGGUUAUCCCGCAAAGCCCGUGACAUAUUUGAUACUCGAAAUAUUGAAUACGCUUUUAAAAACAUUGACUAUUUAGUGAUUUAAGUAUAAAAAAAUUUGCCCAGGCACGUGCCAUCUGUCAAAUCGAAAUAGAACGCUGCACCGUUUAUUUGACGUUCGACGUCUCGUUGUCUACCGAAUUAGGCAGCAGCGCUGCGCCAGUCUCUUCAUUUUUACCGCCAAAAAACACUCGAUUGCGACUCAAUAUGUUCGUACGAGCUUCGAUAGACCAAUUCCUUCGACUUCGGAGACAAACAAAGCGAAAGAGCAUUAUUGUAUAAAUACGAAAUCGAUAUAAAUAUUAUAUAUGAACUAUCUAUAUUUAUGAAAAAUUUAAGAAUUAGGAGGAUAAAAAGAUUUUUCUCUACUCAAAGUGUCUUCUCGUUUAACAGUCCAUCACUAACGAAUAAAACGAUUUCAUUGAAAUAAA
This is a messenger RNA of Venturia canescens, 4322 nucleotides long. RefSeq names its product potassium voltage-gated channel subfamily KQT member 1-like. Gene Ontology annotation, biological process: potassium ion transmembrane transport. The record is from RefSeq and is a predicted model, not a curated record. Gene Ontology annotation, cellular component: voltage-gated potassium channel complex; membrane. The transcript has 19 exons. Gene Ontology annotation, molecular function: voltage-gated potassium channel activity. NCBI's taxonomy places the organism in Eukaryota, Metazoa, Arthropoda, Insecta, Hymenoptera, Ichneumonidae. Bases 610 to 3180 code for a protein of 856 amino acids.